GUUUCCGACACUCGACGCGGGGAGGGGAGAGCAGGCGUGCUCGGCGCGUGCGGGGGACGGAGACGUUGCAAGAGGCGGCGUGGUGCGCACGCGCGGGCGAGUGAGGAGAGGGAGGGAGGGAGAGAGAGCGCGCGAGGCUCGUCCCUUCCAGGGAGGGGGAAGGCACCCGCCCGUCCGCCCGCGCGACGGUGGGGCUACGAGUGGCCCAGCAGCAGCACCAGGAGCGUCGCUUCCUCAGAGGGAAGAAAGAAGGGAGGGAGCCGCCCUGCAGCCAAGAAAUCUGGGCCCUGGCAAAGGAAGGGAGGCUCUGCUGCCAUGAGCCCUCCGGCAGCAAGCCCCAAAAUCCUGUACCGAAAUUCCCGCCUGCUCCGCAUGGUGUUUCUGCAGCUUCAUCGCCAACAGAGAGCUGAUUUAUUUUGCGAUGUUGUCCUGCAAGCAGAAGGACAAGCUGUUCCAGCACACUGUUGCAUCCUGUCAGCCUGCAGCCCCUUCUUCACUGAGCGCUUGGAGCGAGAAAUGCCCCCCAAAGGACACAAAGUGGUGCUGGAGAUCCGGGGCCUCAAGAUCGGAACACUACGUAAACUGGUCGAUUUCCUCUACACUUCUGAGAUGGAGGUGUCUCGGGAGGAAGCCCAGGAUAUUAUUGCAGCCGCGCGGCAGCUUCAGGUGUCAGAGCUCGAAUCACUUCAGCUGGAGGGAGGGAAGUUAGUCAAAAGGUCACUGGGCCCACGGUUAAACCGUAAUUGCUUGCAGCUUUCCAGUCCAGUAUUCAGUCCGGAGGCAAGCUUGAUGCAGUCUCCUGCGGUCUCUGAUGGUAGCUCCUUGACUUCCUUGGUGGUUGCACGCAAGCAACGUGCAGCAGCGAAACUUCCAUGCACCAAAGAUAGCAAUAAUGGUGCUGGCCAGAAAGAGACAAAGAAGCAAAAGCCUGUGGCAGCAAUUCUAAAUUGUGACAAACAACAAAUGCCUAAGGGCCCAACAGUUCCUACUGAUCCAUUGCGAAUAAAAGGCAAAAAACGUGCAGCAAGUAUGUUAAGGAAUACAUCAGGCAAUGAUGAGGUUGACAAUUCGCAAACAGAGGAAACUGGGAGUGGAGAAAAGCAAGAGGCAGUUAGCUCCCAGGAGGCAAAAAAGAUCAAGAUCAGCCGCUCAAAGCUCUCAACUCGGCUUUCACCCACACCUUGUACAACCAAAAACCAUAGCACCACAGCAUCUAGCAAGUCCUCAAUGUCUGCCAGGCGUCUUUGGAGACAGAAGAUUCCCCCUAGUAAGGAUGGGACUAAAGAGGGGGAAGACACCUGCCAUUCAGAGGGCUUCCGGAGCCCCUCUCUUGUUCCUAAGACUGCUAAAGGCAGGAAGCGCAAUGUCAGCGAACCAGCUGCCAGCUCUAACCUUCCUCCUGAGGCAGGACAGAUUGGCCGGGUGAAGCUCCGGAAGGUUGUGAAUGGCAGCUGCUGGGAAGUGGUGCAGGAAUCGUUCACAGAGCCCACAGGGGGAGCAAACACUGUGUAUGUUUUGCAAGACAAGGACCCCCAGCCUCAGCCCCAUUUUCCUAAGGCAGAAAGAGUUGAUGCACAAGAAUCAGCCAGCUCUCCUAAACUUCCUGCAAAACAGAAGGCUUCACCUUAUAGUGAAAAGAACCUGGUGGAAGAGCACAAAAGCAAAGAGGUGUUAGGUGAAGCAGACAGUGGUGUUGUAACCUCUUACGAACUCAGUGUGUUUGAACUAGAACAUCUGACUGAGGAUGAACAAUAUGGUAGUGUGGCUUCAAAUGGAGAAUUGGAGCACAUGUUGGAUUUGCUUCUGGCAGAUGAUGAUUCUCCUGGGGACUCCCAAGGCACCACUAUUCCAGGUAGUGUAAAUGUAUCAGGCCUUGCAUUAGGAGAAAAAAAGAGUCCUUUGGAAAUUGCAGGAAAUGAAGAAAAGGACAGGUCUUCCACAGAUACGUCAGUGUGUCAGCCAUUGGUUAAGUCUGAAGAUAGACCCCUAAAAACGGAGCAGGAGGCUUCUAAUCUAGAAAUAGAUGAAGAAACUCAUGGCUCAGUGAAUGGACUUCUCUUGACAAACCCCGUUCUUGAUUCCCUUCCUCUUGUGGCAGCGGAACCAGGUCAUGAUAGUUCAGCCUUGUGCAAAGCAGCUUCUCUGCCUGAGCUGGACGACUGGACAGUGCCUGGACAUCAAUUGACUGCCUUAGAAAAUGACACUGGCAGGUUUUCUGAGGCUUUGGCAGUUGUUUCGGCAGGUAACAAGGACCAAGGGCUGCUGCCUCAUGGAGUAGGAAUCUCAGGUACAGAAGCACAGUGGCCGACUCAAGUUGUGCGGAGGAACCCUUUGCAACACAACUUGGACUGCAAGCUACUACCCCUCUUAGCCAGCUUAGAAGAAGAAGAGCUAGAAGUUGGUGGGGUAGAAGAACUCUUUGUUAGCAUUGAGUGUGUCCGGCCAGAUCCCUCUCCAGUGUCUGAAACUGAAGUGGAUGUUCUAAGCUAGUGAGCUUCUUCAAAGAGGUGUAUUGAGGCUCAGUUACCCAUACCUCCAUGAAGCUGCUCCUCUUCCACCCCAAAGCUUGCAAGUGGGGAACAGUCUGAUGAAUAGAUGGUGCAAGGACAAGAAUAAAUGUUGAGUUGUGACUUGUUCAAAUAAAGUUUAUGUUUUUCUGCGA
Molecule: messenger RNA, 2662 nt
Organism: Anolis carolinensis (green anole)
Lineage: Eukaryota; Metazoa; Chordata; Lepidosauria; Squamata; Anolidae
Gene: btbd18
Product: BTB domain containing 18
Exons: 4
Coding region: 316-2490 (724 amino acids)
Biological process (GO): positive regulation of transcription elongation by RNA polymerase II
Molecular function (GO): protein binding
Source: RefSeq, a predicted model, not a curated record